Molecule: messenger RNA, 3697 nt
Organism: Girardinichthys multiradiatus
Lineage: Eukaryota; Metazoa; Chordata; Actinopteri; Cyprinodontiformes; Goodeidae
Gene: htr7c
Product: 5-hydroxytryptamine (serotonin) receptor 7c
Exons: 2
Coding region: 388-1599 (403 amino acids)
Biological process (GO): G protein-coupled receptor signaling pathway, coupled to cyclic nucleotide second messenger; smooth muscle contraction; vasoconstriction
Cellular component (GO): plasma membrane; dendrite
Molecular function (GO): G protein-coupled serotonin receptor activity; neurotransmitter receptor activity
Source: RefSeq, a predicted model, not a curated record
CUGUCUGUGCGCUCUGACUGAUGCGUCACACGGAUAGGUGCGGUUUGCACAGCGCAACUCUCCAGACAGUCCGUGUUCGCUGAAGUGAUGAGCUGAAAAGCUGAAAACAUUUCUGAAGCAGGCAGAUUUAGACGAUUUAACUUUUUUCUCCAUAAUUUUAAGGGGCUUUUCCCUCGACUGAUGGUCUUCAUAUCUCUGAAAGCUGUAGAAACCCCAAGGACGGAUCACUUGACCACCACUACCAGCUCCGAUGCGGCUGAAAAGCAUUCGACCUAACACCGCAGGGCAGUGACCAGGAGCGCGUUACACAAAUCUCAAUAUGCGCGUAAUUGGAGCGCACUGGCGAGGCGUCCCUUGCUCCCCUGUCCGGAAAACAUUACUGUCGUGAUGUUCAAUACUUCGGGAAUUGGGCCCACUUUUACCAAGAAAGAGGAUAUUUCCGAAGUUAUCAAUGGCACUCUGCUUCUGGUCAGCAACGUGCCUGUCACCACUAUCAGCAACCCCACAGCCAUGUGGAACGAGUCGUGCGGGGAGCAGCUGCUGGAUUUCGGGCGCCCGGAGAAGAUCAUUAUUGGGGUCAUGCUGGCGAUAAUCACGGCGGUGACCGUGAUGGGAAACACGCUGGUGGUGAUUGCGGUGUGCGUGGUGAAGAAACUUCGGCAACCGUCAAAUUACCUUCUAGUGUCCCUUGCGGUGGCGGACCUCUCAGUGGCCCUAGUUGUGAUGCCGUUCGUCAUUGUGACAGACCUCACCGGCGGCAAGUGGCUGUUUGGGGACUUGUUCUGCAACAUCUUUAUCGGCAUGGAUGUAAUGUGCUGCACUGCCUCUAUCAUGACCCUGUGUGUGAUCAGCGUGGAUAGAUAUCUUGGCAUCACACGGCCUCUUACCUACCCAGCACGGCAGAAUGGUCAGCUGAUGGCUAAAAUGAUCCUGGGAGUGUGGCUGGUGUCAGCAUCUAUUACCCUUCCACCUUUCUGUGGCUGGGCCAAAAAUGUCCACACAGCCGGUGUGUGCCUCAUUAGCCAAGACUUUGGUUACACCAUCUACUCUACAGCAGUAGCCUUUUACAUCCCUAUGCUGGUAAUGCUUUUCAUGUACUACAAGAUUUUCAGGGCAGCUCGCAAGAGCGGCGCCAAGCACCGCUUCACAGACUUGUCACGGCGUGAGCGCCUUGAGACAGUUGCCAACGAGGCACUGCGCAUGCAGGGCCUGAAGCCGCCUGGCGUGGCAGAGGAAUGUGCCGCCUUGUCUCGCCUGCUGAACCGCGAGCGUAAAAACAUCUCCAUUUUCAAACGGGAGCAGAAAGCAGCCACUACACUCGGGGUGAUUGUGGGCGUUUUUGCUGUGUGCUGGCUGCCAUUCUUUAUCCUGACCACUGCCAGACCAUUUAUCUGUGGGGUGGAGUGCAGCUGUGUGCCUAUCUGGCUGGAACGCACUCUGCUCUGGUUGGGCUACGCCAACUCACUGAUGAACCCCUUUAUCUAUGCCUUCUUCAACCGAGACCUGCGCUCCACCUACCGUGACCUUCUCCGCUGCCGCUAUCGAAACAUCAACCGCCGGCUUUCUGCUGUGGGGGUACAUGAGGCUCUAAAGGUAUAAACCUGGAUGGUUAACCAGCAUACAUUGUAGUGUAUGGAGGUCUGGUUGUUAACAUGCACUUGUUACCUAAAGAGCACAGCGCACACAGCAGACCUGUAGAUAGGACAGACUGACAGAAAGAAAAGUCACUGUUGGUUGCUCUUAAGCCCUUUUGAGAAGCCAUGGAAACAACAGGAUUACUUCAGUUUGCAGAUGACUCAGUCAUUCUAUUUUAGGAAAAAACAACAACAUAGAGCAUCCUUGAUGGGCCACUUGAAGCUGAAGCUGCUUUUGUGCAUAUGCCACAAUUACACCCUGGCUCCUGAUUUAUGGUGUGAUAUUCCAGUAACAAAAAGAAAUGACAUUUAAACAAAAACAAUUACCCUAGGGCUUUUGGCUAGAACAAAAAUCUAUCACAUUUCUGUACAUAAAUUAAAGUAAUGUUUUAGAGGGAAGAGUACAGGUAUUUGUUAUGUGGCACAGUGUCUUUAAGUCGUCUUUCUUUGAGUUGUCUUUCUACUUGAGCACAGUUUAGAAGUGAACAUCUUUAGCAAAGGUUACAAUAAAUAUUUUUUUAUCCCCCUUUAUUUUCUGUAGAAGCCUUUACAUUGCUCAUGUAAUUCCCUCAGAAACCCAUAAAGGUUGCUGAAAUUGGGGAGAACAGAUAGGACUGGUGUUAUAAAGUGCACCAUGAAGGAAAUCUUUUCCAUUCUUGUAAUGGCAGUGUUCAUUAUUAGAAAAGAAACAAGUGUUCUGUUGAGUGUCUGCAUGAAAAAUUUAUCUCAUAUGUCACUGUGCCCAUCAACCAAAACAUACGUUUAUGGGAAGAGAGCAGGUGUGAAGAAGUGUUUUCAUAGUUUAGCCAAACAUUGCACUGCACGCUUGAACUGAACAUGAACUCAUUCAUUAAAGUAUGUGUCAAGAACCUUAAUAUUGUGGGUUUUUCCUACUCUUGUCAGCUUGCCUGGAUCGGUCCCAUUCUAAAGAAGCUCUUGACCUUUCCACUUGAACAAUUGGUCUGUUCCUGAGAUUUUUUUUUCACUAGUUGUCAACAAUGUUUCCAUUCACGUUUUGAAAUCAGGAUGCGGUCACUUCCCUCCUGGCUGCACUCGCAUUUUAAACUCUGCUGUGACCUGUAGAAACCCUUAUCAAAUGUCAUCACUGAACAGUGUGUGCUUUCUCUACCUCAAUUCUUUACAAAUACUGUACAUUGAUUUUUUUCCAAACAUAUGUACUGCUGUAUUAUUUUUUUGACUGACCGGUAUUUUGUAUUAUGUAAAUUUAUCUGUCUAUAACUGUGGAUGAGUGCUCAGUGUGACCGCUUUGUCAUUACUUUUAGAAAACAUCGUAGAAAGCGGCAGUGUAUUUCAUCACUUUGUAAAUAAACAAGCACUUCAAAUUUCAUUGUGUCUUAAUUAGUAACACCACAUCAGUGUUGCGAGAAGAUAUUUGCCCCCUUACAGAUAUCCUCUGUUUUUGCUUUCUUUUGCCCCACUUGCUUGUUUCAGAUCAUACAAAUUUUACUGUCAGGCAAAGAUAAACCCAAUAAAUAUAAACUGCAAUAUUCAGUUUAUAUUUCCAUUUAAUAAGGAAAAAACUAUCCAAACCGAUCUGGACCUAAGUAAAAAAUAGCCCCUCUCAUUAUUUAACUGUGAUUAACCAAUUUCUUGGCAAGCUGACUCUUAGUUCAAGAGUCACAAACAUGCCUGAUAACAGUCAGACCUGUCAAAUCAAGAAAUCACAUAAAAAAACCUGUCAGACAACAUGAAGUAGGCCUAAAGAUUUCAAUAAGCAGCACAUCAUGCCCUUAUCUAGAGAAAGCAAAGAGAAGAUGGGCAUCAAUCUAGAAAGUGUCAUAAUCUAGAAGUAGAAAAAACAUGGUGAACCUUACCUGUAAUGGAGUUUUGACAAAAAUUCAGACUGAAAGACUCACCCUCACCACCUGCUCCAUCCAAUGACUCCUCCAUGCGUCUCCCCUCCAUCCAAUCAGCGUCAAGUCCGCAUGCCUCUUCAGCCAAUCACCCUCUGACACUUUGCUUUUAAGGACGCCAGUCAUGGAUCCCUCUUGCUCUUCAGCUGAGCUCCACCCUCCUCCACCCCACCUCCACCAUCUUCCUUU